AUGCCUAUCUGCAUCGAAUGUUCAUAUCCGGUCUCGCAUCUAUACAGUGCUUACAGCCGCGCCGAUGAUCGCUCCCAAGGAAAAGGUGUACGAUUGACACAAUGCCCGCGUUGCCAGCGCUUCGCCGACAAAUAUGUCGAAUAUGACUUCGUCGUGAUCUUUAUUGACCUAGUGCUCAUAAAACCACAACGCUCAAUCAUCCGCCUCGGUGUUCUUCUCCUCUUAUUCGAUGUCUAUUUGACCUGGGCCCGUCUUGAAAAAGAUCCAUCUCUCGAAACAACAUUCAUUUCUCGAACACCAAUCGUCGUACAAUACCUCUUCUUCCUCACGCUCAAUGCGCUCGCAACUCUGGCACACCACCUCACAGUCCGACUACUGGCCUCUAUCCUCGUACCGAAAUCUCGCCGAUACGGUUCCUCAGAGAUCACAAACACGAGCACAAAUUCAAAUGCAAACACAAGCGCAGCGGAUACAACAACCUCCCUCCACUCUGCACCCCUGACACCAACUAUCAAACCCUCCCUCUCGUCGCAAACACUAAGCACUCAACACCAACCCCAACCCCAAGCUUUAAAACCUACAAAUCUAUCACAAACAAAGCUCUCUCCCAACCCCGCCUCUGCAAGCGAUACCCAUCUCCCCCAAGACCCACCCCCAGCUCCGAUCCAAACUCUACACUCCAUCCCAAUAACUCAUUCAACCUCCCUCCCACCGCAAAGACCACCACCUCCCCGCCGUGCCUCAACGGCUCCAAUCCAGAAUAUCCAACCCCUCCCCCCUCCAACAGCAGCAAGUCCCACAGCCAUCAGCACGGCGCUCCUAGUAAGCAGCUGCGCUAAACUCUUCCCUAUCCUCCUGGUUAUCUGGGGGGUUGACGGUAGCGGCAGCUACACGAACAAGAAUUCGCAAGCCGCGAACAUAAACGUCCACAGCACUGUACGACAAGGAUCCAACACUCAGCCAACUAGCAUGCUAAAUGCUAAGGCUGCCAUAUCCUCUUCCUCGUCCAGCGACGGGAAGUACCCCGGUUCUCUUUCCUCGUCGCUCGUUGAGUCAUGGCUUGCUGCUGCGGAAUCUUCGCUACGCCCGUAUCUACCUACAAGGUAUUUAACGGGGUUAUUUGAUAUACUUGCGUCUUUGCUAUCGUUUGGUGUUGUUGAUACGCACCUUGUGUUACUGAGUAAUAUCGAGGCGCUUUAUAUUCUGCUUGGAUGUGGGUAUUUGAGAGCUGUUGCUGUUGCUGUUGCGGGACAGGUUGCUAGAUGGGCGGUUCAAAAGGUUAUUCUUGGUGCUGUGGGCGUUGGUUGA
This is a messenger RNA of Penicillium angulare, 1308 nucleotides long. Its product is annotated as sterol homeostasis protein ARV1. Gene Ontology annotation, cellular component: cortical endoplasmic reticulum; Golgi apparatus. The record is from RefSeq and is a predicted model, not a curated record. Gene Ontology annotation, biological process: regulation of plasma membrane sterol distribution; sphingolipid metabolic process; sterol metabolic process. NCBI's taxonomy places the organism in Eukaryota, Fungi, Ascomycota, Eurotiomycetes, Eurotiales, Aspergillaceae. The transcript has 2 exons. The coding region runs from base 1 to 1308 and encodes 435 amino acids.